Molecule: messenger RNA, 1661 nt
Organism: Piliocolobus tephrosceles (Ugandan red Colobus)
Lineage: Eukaryota; Metazoa; Chordata; Mammalia; Primates; Cercopithecidae
Product: filamin-A-like
Exons: 10
Coding region: 31-1551 (506 amino acids)
Biological process (GO): actin cytoskeleton organization
Molecular function (GO): actin filament binding
Source: RefSeq, a predicted model, not a curated record
AAGAAGGGCGAGAUCACAGGGGAGGUUCGGAUGCCCUCAGGCAAGGUGGCGCAGCCAGCCAUCACUGACAAUAAAGAUGGCACCGUGACCGUACGGUAUGCACCCAGCGAGGCUGGCCUGCACGAGAUGGACAUCCGCUAUGACAACAUGCAUAUCCCAGGAAGCCCCUUGCAGUUCUAUGUGGAUUAUGUCAACUGCGGCCAUGUCACUGCCUAUGGGCCUGGCCUCACCCACGGAGUAGUGAACAAGCCUGCCACCUUCACCGUCAACACCAAGGAUGCAGGAGAGGGGGGCCUGUCUCUGGCCAUCGAGGGCCCGUCCAAAGCAGAAAUCAGCUGCACUGACAACCAGGAUGGGACAUGCAGCGUGUCCUACCUGCCUGUGCUGCCGGGUGACUACAGCAUCCUAGUCAAGUACAAUGAACAGCACAUCCCAGGCAGCCCCUUCACGGCCCGGGUCACAGGUGAUGACUCCAUGCGUAUGUCCCACCUAAAGGUGGGCUCUGCUGCCGACAUUCCCAUCAACAUCUCAGAGACAGAUCUCAGCCUGCUGACAGCCACUGUGGUCCCGCCCUCAGGCCGGGAGGAGCCCUGUUUGCUGAAGCGGCUGCGUAAUGGCCACGUGGGGAUUUCAUUCGUGCCCAAGGAGACAGGGGAGCACCUGGUGCAUGUGAAGAAAAACGGCCAGCACGUGGCCAGCAGCCCCAUCCCGGUGGUGAUCAGCCAGUCGGAAAUCGGGGAUGCCAGUCGCGUUCGGGUCUCUGGCCAGGGCCUUCAUGAAGGCCACACCUUUGAGCCUGCGGAGUUUAUCAUUGAUACCCGAGAUGCAGGCUAUGGUGGGCUCAGCCUGUCCAUUGAGGGCCCCAGCAAGGUGGACAUCAACACAGAGGACCUGGAGGACGGGACGUGCAGGGUCACCUACUGCCCCACAGAGCCUGGCAACUACAUCAUCAACAUCAAGUUUGCCGACCAGCAUGUGCCUGGCAGCCCCUUCUCUGUGAAGGUGACAGGUGAGGGCCGGGUGAAAGAGAGCAUCACCCGCAGGCGACGGGCUCCUUCAGUGGCCAACGUUGGCAGUCAUUGUGAUCUCAGCCUAAAGAUCCCUGAAAUUAGCAUCCAGGAUAUGACAGCCCAGGUGACCAGCCCAUCGGGCAAGAGCCAUGAGGCCGAGAUCGUGGAAGGGGAGAACCACACCUACUGUAUCCGCUUUGUUCCUGCUGAGAUGGGCACACACACAGUCAGCGUCAAGUACAAGGGCCAGCACGUGCCUGGGAGCCCCUUCCAGUUCACCGUGGGGCCCCUAGGGGAAGGGGGAGCCCACAAGGUCCGAGCUGGGGGCCCUGGCCUGGAGAGGGCUGAAGCUGGAAUGCCAGCCGAAUUCAGUAUCUGGACCCGGGAAGCUGGUGCCGGAGGCCUGGCCAUUGCUGUCGAGGGCCCCAGCAAGGCUGAGAUCUCUUUCGAGGACCGCAAGGACGGCUCCUGUGGUGUGGCUUAUGUGGUCCAGGAGCCAGGUACUGGGAACCCGGCUGGGGUUGGAGGAGGUGGGGCCUGAGUGUGGGUAUUGGACCCAGGGAUUGCACAGAUGGCCCUGCGUGGCACUCACUCUUCACUUUCAGGUCCCAGGGCCACCCAGGCUGUUCGUGGGAGGCGGGAGGCCCAAAG